Molecule: messenger RNA, 1728 nt
Organism: Psylliodes chrysocephalus
Lineage: Eukaryota; Metazoa; Arthropoda; Insecta; Coleoptera; Chrysomelidae
Source: the annotation of a GenBank genome assembly
GACGUUCGUUGUGCGAGGAUGCGCGACAGUGGUGAUCGUUUUCGACGCGAGCGGGCCACCCCGACGAGCCCGCGCCUCAUUUUGAGGCGAGUGAUGGUUUUGGCGGAAGGGCGACAAUUUAGGGAGGCCGCCGCUGUGCUACAAAAAUUAGGGCCUAAUACUAUAGCGGUAGUCGCGGGCGAGUUACCUUUGGAUUUACUGGUCGAAGGGCUGCCGCAUUCUGCGCAGCUUUUGGAGACGUUUUUUAAUAAACUAAUUGCUUCAGGACAAAGGCCGAACAUCAACGCAGAACAAGUAGUAUGGCAACUGGUCAAACUUCUGGCAUCCCACGACGAUCCAACACUUAAAACUAAAAUUUCAAAACUGGCGAAAGCUCUCUUGGCAUAUCAACCCAAUUUUCAGACACAAAUUGCGUCAAGAAAAAAGGCUCUAGAACAAGCUGUUCAAGGACUAGGUUGUCAUGGCCUAACCCCAGACGCCUCUGGCCUAACCCACCUUCACCAAGCUCUAAAAACCGAGCUACAACUCCACGUCGACGUCUACAAAAGCGCCCUCCAUCGACUGGACGAGCUCAACCUAAUAUCGACCGAUAACAAAAAACCCGUCGAUGCCUCACAUCAGCGCCUCCUGUCGCUCAAACUCAAGGAAGUUCAACAAAGGCUGAUCGAUAACAAGACCCUCUUAACGGUUUUGGAUAAACCCGCUUUGAAACAGUUGGAAGUGUUGGUUGGAACUCUCACCGAUAGAGUGCAGAAUGAUAAAGAAGCGUUGUUUUGCGUGUCGCAACUCAAAAGACUGCAACCUGUAGGUGACGAUGUUCCCGUAGCAACAGUAUUGAUGUCAUUUUCCAGAGGAUGCGGAGCUCUUCUGGAUUUAAUGCAAAUACCACAUAGUCCCUGUCACAGCGAUACAGGGUACCACUCAGAAACAGAGACUGAACAGGACGUUGGGAAGGACGUUGUUAGCAGAUACGAGGCGCUCUACCGACAGUGCAGGCCCAGGGCACUAGAAGCACUCAAUUCGUUGCCAGACCUGAUGCACGCCACGCAACUCAAAUCGAAAAUUUUAUUUUCUGUCGUAGUGCUGGCCUUUCGUACCUGCAAAACACUCCGCGACCACAGACUUCUUCAAACGUUUCGCACUUUACACCUCGACCAUCGCUCGUCCAAAUAUGUCUCUCUUCGCAAGGAAGUGAUGCGAUGUUUGGCCUCUUCGGCGGAUUCUUAUCCUCUUCAGGAAGCUGAGAAUCAGGUGGUGGGCUUAGUUUGCGACACGUUGAAGGAAUACAAGUGUUUGGAGGGGUGCCAGGAGUUAAGACGAUACGUUGCCGAGGCUACUAAAAUUGCUUGGGUCAUGGUGUGUCAGGUUCCUCCGUAUGAGUUGGAUACAGAUUUUCAGACGCCAGUUCGACUGCAACCAGAAAAACAUCAACGUCACCACACGUCAGACAGAAACGCAGAUAUUGUUAGAGCUUUUUUGUGGCCUGCCUUAAUGUUGGAAUCCAACUAUGUUUACAAGGCGAUUGUUGUGACAGAUGGGUCAUUGGUGAUUGAUAAGGAAGAAUAAGGAAGUUGUUGGAUAUGUAGUGUCCAAUAGGAUUGUAAAUUUUAUUGUAUUACUGUAGUACUUCAGUGUACGUAAAUUAAUUUAAUACAUUUUUAAACGAAUAUAAAUAUUAAAUUAAAUAAUUAAUAAACGAGGAAUGAAUGGUAGAACAGUUUUUUGCAG